Messenger RNA from Ipomoea triloba (trilobed morning glory), 1445 nucleotides. RefSeq names its product cold shock domain-containing protein 3-like. Gene Ontology annotation, molecular function: nucleic acid binding; zinc ion binding. The record is from RefSeq and is a predicted model, not a curated record. The coding region runs from base 515 to 1225 and encodes 236 amino acids. The transcript has a single exon. NCBI's taxonomy places the organism in Eukaryota, Viridiplantae, Streptophyta, Magnoliopsida, Solanales, Convolvulaceae.
AGAGUUUGUGCUUCAAUAGGUUGUCCUAUUAGGCGACGUUGUUUGUGCUUUAGUAGGUUGUCCCUACAGCCGCACGAUAUUGACAUUGUUUGUGCUUCAAUAGGUUGUCCCUACGCCAAUAGAUACCCUAUUAGGCGCGAUAUUGACGUUGUUUGUGCUGCAUAAAAGAUACUAUGCAGUAACAGAGUUUGUGCCAAGUAUUACAGUAUAACGGAGUUUGUGCUUCAAUAGGUUGCCCUAGUAGGCGCUAUAUUGACGCUAUUUGUGCUUCAGUAGGUUGUCCCAGUAGGUGUGAUAUUGAAUUCAAAAUAAGUUUGGCAUGAAAGGAAUUGGAUUCAAAAUAGAGGGAGAUAUGUAAAUAAAUUUGUGUUUAGGGAGUGGUAUUUUGCAAAAUGAGGAGUAUUAGGGUUUCGAUUAGCUAGCCCGCCCUCUACGCCACGAAUAUUUAGUAUAUAAACACUACCACACGCACAUUCACACGCAUUCAUACUAUAAUCUGAUUUGUGAUCGAUCAAUGGCGGAGGAGAGGAGAUCGAGAGGGACGGUGGUGACGUUCAGUGAUCAGAAGGGGUACGGCUUCAUCAAGCCGGAGGAUGGCGGCGAGCAGCUGUUUGUGCAUCAGACGGCGAUAAAGACCGAAGGAUUUCGGACGCUUCACGAAGGUCAAGAUGUGGAGUUCGUGGUGAUUGAGAAGGGAGGGAGGUAUCAGGCGACUGAUGUGACUGGACCGGACGGUGCGCCGCUCGAGACCGCACGCGGUGGCGGUCGGGGAUAUAGCCGCGGCGGCGGCGGCGGUUACGGAUUCGGCGGUGGCGGUGGAGGAGACGGGUAUAAACGGAGGAACGGCGAUGGAUAUCGUGGUGGUGGUGGAGGAGGAGAGUGUUUUACCUGUGGGAGGACUGGACAUUUGGCUAGGGAUUGCGAUCGGGCCGGUGGUGGAGGCGGCGGCGGCGGCGGUGGCGGUGGACAGUGCUACACCUGCGGCGGUUACGGUCAUAUGGCUAGGGAUUGCCCUAGUGGUGGCCGCGGAAGCGGCGGCGGAGGAGGAAGUUGUUUCAAUUGCGGCCAGCAGGGGCACUUGGCUAGGGACUGUAAUGGCGGCGGCGGCGGCGGCAGUUACGGCAGUUUUGGAGGCGGCGGCGGUGGCGGAUCUAGAAAGUGCUAUGAAUGUGGACAGCCGGGCCACUUUGCCAGGGAAUGCAACCAAAACAGUACCCAUACAUAAUCAUAUGCUCUUGGAUAAUGCUUCCCCCAUUCUUUUGAACAUGAUUUCCCCUCUAUUGUCUUUAGUUUUGCCAUUUAAAACAUUUUGAAGGCCAUCUUAUACAUGGGAUUUUUGUCGUUUUGGAAUCAUUGCUAUGGAGUAUAUGUUUGUUUUUGUAUUGCAAAGGGAAUUCUCUCUCUGGUGAUCUGAAUGCAAAUAUAUACAAAUGGUUGUUGGCAUA